AGCCUGCAGUGCUUGGUAUCUCCAACAUGCGCAUUGGCAGCUUGGAUAUUGUUAAGUCUUUUAAGCUGCUCUAUCAGUUAUUACGGUAACCCACGCCCAAGUCCUUCCCCAACACUUGAAUACCGGAGGGGUCUGGUACCACCAUUUGCGCCGACAAACCCUUCUGCCAUUGAAAAGUGCUAGUAACGCUACUGCCAUUUGGCGCAGUUAAAAAUAGCUAGUAGCUACAUCAAUUUGCAUAGCGUGGCGUCCUUACAGAAUUUCCCGUAUUUGUCAUUUUAAACCGUGUUUCAGUUUAGUAUUUUUAUACAGAUAUAAAAAUGAGUUCAAUUAACGUAAAAAAACUGAAAGUGAACGAGUUGAAGGACGAGCUGAAAAAGCGUCAAUUGUCGGACAAGGGACUGAAGGCCGAGUUGAUGGACCGGCUGCAGGCCGCGCUUGACGAAGAGGCCCUGGCUGGAGACGAUCCCAUUGGGCUGGAGGCCGCGAAGGGAGACAGCCCUGAGGCCGCUGAUGAUCAAGAGGACAUGGGGGAAGACGAAGAAGACGAGGAUCCGGUCGAAGAAAGCAUGGAGGCCAACGAGGAGGAGAAUGGAAACGGAGAGGGAGACGCCGCCGUCGAAUGCGAGGAGAACGCGACUCAGGAGGACGAAGAAAUGGGUGAGGGGGAAGAUGAAGAAAUGGAUCCAAUGCUGAAGGAAGGUGUGGAUGACAUGGAGAAAAUAACAUUAGACGCAGAGGAUGGCGAGCCUGGAGACCAGCCAGUAGAGGGGGAUGCGGACAAAGACACGAAUGCUGAUCAGAAGAAUAAGAAGGGUGUUAAGAGACGCCGGGAGGAACAUGGAAGGGGCUACUUUGAAUUUAUUGAAGAGAACAAAUACAGCUGGUCUAGUCUCAAGUCUCCACUGCCACCCCUGGAAGAGGAAGAUGAAGAGUUCGAUGAUACAACAGUCUGCCUGGACAACUAUAACUGUGACCUGCACUUCAAGGUGUCCCGGGACCGUUACAGCGCCUCCUCUCUCACCAUGGAGAGCUUUGCCUACCUUUGGUCCGGGGGCAGGGCCUCGUACGGCCUGACCCAGGGCAAGGCCUGUUACGAGAUGAAGUUAACUGAGAAGAUUCCAGUGAAGCACAUCUUCAGUAAGAACAUGGAGGUCCAUGAGGUCCAGGUUGGAUGGUCCCUGGCUACUGGCAGUCUGCUCCUCGGUGAGGAGGAGCAUUCUUAUGCCUACUCUGGCAAAGGCAAGAAGACUACCAACUGCGUGACUGAAGAUUUUGGAGAGACUUACGAUGAGAAUGACGUAAUCUGCUGCCUCAUCGACUUUGAGGGCGAGGAGGUGGAGAUUUCCUUUUCUAAAAACGGUAAGGAGCCAGUUGUGGCCUUCCAGGCCAGUAAGGAGUCCCUGGCAGGGAGAGCUGUCUUCCCCCACGUCAUCUGCCAUAACUGUUCUGUGGAGUUCAACUUUGGCCAGAUGGAAACGCCCUACUUCCCCAAGCCAGAGGGCUACACCUUCCUGCAGCAGGUCGCCAUGGACGACCGUGUCCGCGGACCCAAGGGACCCAACACCAAGAAGGACUGCGAGGUGAUUGCUAUGGUAGGCCUGCCCGGCUCAGGAAAGACCACCUGGGUGAACAAGCACAUCCAGGAGAACCCUGGGAAAUAUUACAUCCUGGGCAGCGACACCAUCGUGGAGAAGAUGAUGAUUGGCAGCUUGAAGCGUCAGGCGAAGGACACAACUAAGCUCACGGCCAUUUCCCAGCGUGCACCUCUCUUCCUGGGCAAGUUCAUUGAGAUCGCUGCUCGCAAGAAGAGGAACUAUAUCCUGGACCAUACCAACCUGUCUGCCCCGGGCCAGAAGAGGAAGAUGUGUCUGUUUGCUGGGUACCAGCGGAAGGCUGUGGUGGUCUGCCCCUCAGACGACGACUACAAGGAGAGGGCCCAGAAGAAGGCAGAGAGCGACGGCAAAGACGUGCCCGAGCACGCUCUCCUCAAAAUGAAAGGAUUCUUCACCCUGCCAGAGGAGGGCGAGAGCUUCGCUGAGGUGAGCUACGCUGAGCUGCAGAAGGAGGAAUCCUCCAAGCUGGUGGAGCAGUACAAGGAGGAGAGCAAGGCGGCCCUGCCGGCUGAGAAGAAGCCCAACCAGGGGGCCUUGACCCCCAAUAGAGGAGGUGUUGUCCGGGGCGGAGGCAGAGGCAAGAACCAGUUCAACCGCGGAGGAGGACCCGGCCAGAGAGGAGGUGUACGAGGAGGCUUCCAGCACAGGGGCAACUUCAGAGGAGCUCCAGGCCCACGUGGUGGGUUCACUCGCCCCCCUCGAGGCUUCAUGCCCCCUCCAGCCUUCAGAGGUGGAUUUGCCAACCGGGGCAACUUCAACAGGGGCGGUGGCCUCAUGGCCCCCCAGCGAGGGUCCCCAAGAGGAGGACCAAUUAGGGGCAACAUGGGCUACAGGGGUGGAGCCAUGAACAGAGGCGGUCCACCAAUGAACAGAGGCGGCAACAUGAGCCGGGGAGGUGGGGCUAACAUGAGCCGGGGAGGUGGGGCUAACAUGAGCCGGGGAGGUGGGGCUAACAUGAGCCGGGGAGGAGGGGCUAACAUGAGCCGGGGAGGAGGGGCUAACAUGAGCCGGGGAGGCGGAGCUAACAUGAGCCGAGGAGGUGGUGGAAACAGGGUCAACUUUAACCAGGGGUUCCAGCCCAGAGGAGGCAACAGCCGUGGAAACUUUGGCAACAAGAGCGCCGGAUUUGGGGAUAGCAGGAACGCUGGAGGUCGUGGUGGCGGAUUUGGGGACAGUAGGAACUCUGGAGGACAUGGUGGGGGAUUUGUGGACAACAGGAACGCUGGAGGUCGUGGGAGGGGAUUUGGGGACAGUAGGAACGCUGGAGGACGUGGAGGCUUCGGAUUCGGCAUGGACAAGGCUCAGGCCUUCAACCAGAGCUGGCAGCAAGGGUUAUGGAACCAGAAGCCAUGGAGACAGCAGUAUCAGCCAGGAUACUAUUAAAGACUUUCUGAUCAAAAGGACUGGUGGCCGAUAAUGGAAACCCACCACUAGCCACAGAUGUCCGUCUCUCCCACCACCCUGUUGUUUUUCUAGAUCCAACUUUUAAAUUAAAAACUAAAAUACGACAAGACUAUGGAGCAACAUUCCACAUGAGGAAAGAAGUCUCUUUGAAGCUUUAUGUGUUUUUUCAUUUGAUUUUGUACAUUUUAUGAUAUUUUUCCAAAUUUUAAAGAUAUCUCAUGCUUUUAAAAAUCCCAUGUUUGAGAAAUAUUCCACAUCAGGAACCACAACAUUUUUGCUCUGCUUCAGCGACAUUUGUUUGAAAGAUUUUCAUUGUUGUGCAUUUUCUUUUGUUUUCUUUUUUACUAAAUGUAAAUAUUGUUUGUUGUGUAAGGAGUGAGAACACUUACUAACUGAAAGAACCAUCUUUUAAGGUAUGGUAGCAAUAGUAUUGUUAGUGAUUUGUAUAUGUAGUCCGUAAGCAACAAAUAGUAAUUUCGCGUCAAACGCCAUUAUUAGAUUUGUCUUGUGAUUUUUCAUUAAAACAUCAAGCAUGUAAUCUAAACUCCGUAGAUCUACAAUAAACAACAUAUUUGCUUUUUUACAAACUUCUAUGGCUUAUGACUUUUAAUUGAGUUCAAAGGUUACCUAAAAUACCUUUUUGAAUGGGCAAUGGCCUGGUUUGCUACUUCAAACAACAAGGACAUCCGCCCUCAUCUCUCCACAGUUAGCGCUUCACAUAAUGCUACUUAUUGAUGUAAUUCAAUCGUUGAUGCACAACUAGCUUUUCUUUUUAUCUUCAAUGAUACAGGUUAUUCUCAUUGAGAAUCUUUUGCAAGAGCGACUAGGGGUGUAUUCACUAGGGAGCAAAUGAAACUGUGAGGGACCUACCGAAGUUCGUCCAAUAGAAACUAGAUUUUCAUUGCAAAACGUUUUCAGUUUUUGAUUACACCCGUGUUCAUCUGGAUGCAUUGUACUUUGAAUAACUAUUUGAGCAAAGCCAUUUCUGUAGGAUAUUAGAAGCUGUUUCUGUAGGAUAUAGGAAGCUGUUUCUGUAGGAUAUAGGAAGCUGUUUCUGUAGGAUAUAGGAAGCUGUUUCUGUAGGAUAUAGGAAGCCAUUUUAGCACUACAUUAUGUCUUUUGAUAUUGUCAUUUUGUGAUUUUGUAUUUGUCUUGAUAUUUAGGGCACAUUACUGAUUGUGGAACCUGAUGAGGCUUGCUUCUCAUGUGUAGAUUGAAGAGUGCUUCCUUUAUUUAAUUUGUCCAUACGUUUAUUUGGUUGAAUGUUGUGGCAUUUUUAUAACCUGGUUAAGCUUUGAUUGGUGCAUUGUAAUUAAGACUACACAUUAAGCUAGUCCUACAUGACCACACAACACGUUUUUCAAUUGUUUACAUUUGAUGUUCUGUGCUAUUUGAACCUAGCCUGAGUGCCAGUCUGUUUGCUAUCAUGCCAACUCCUUGUCAAUGGAGUUGGCAAGAGCACAAACAAAUCUGUCACCAGGCUAAAUUAAACCACUGUUUUAAUGGAAGAGUAUAUAUUCUGUGGCUGGUUUAGCAUGCAUGUUCAACACUCAGUUGUACGCUAUAUUGAAAAUGGGUGGGGGUAAAAACUACAGUGGUUUGCAUUUACACCAGCAAUUAAAGGGCUACAUAUUGACAGUAUAACCCACCAAUACCUUCACUGCUGCUAGAAGUCAGUGACAUUGAAACGUUCAAAGCUCUCGGUCUUCUGUAGUGUGUGUGUGAUGGAGGUUCCUGAACACUUGCGUUAACUCCCGAAUGCUACUGCACUGGCUUAAGAUCAGUGGGCUAACAGUCUUAAGUCACACAGACGAUCCAGGUUCAAACCAAGUCAGUCAAAUAUGGUUGAAGUGUGUGAACCCUCUGAUCAAAUGAAUUGGUGGCGGUGUAGCUGGACAAUCGCAGCUCUUGCAUGUAACCUCUUACAGCUCAGGCCAAGUAGCCUACCAGCAGUGUUAGUGAUGUGUGUUCCACUAUAACAUUGUGUUGCUAGAUCAUUUAAAACAAUUAGACACAAUUGUAUUGAGUCCAUUUUGUAAUUGUUUCAUUAGCUUAUUUAACAUUUUAUAAACAUGGUGUACUGUAUAUAGUUGACCACCUUUUUUUCCUUCUCUAUCAUGCCAAAUUGUAUGGAUGACCAUGAACUGAUUUCCGGUAUGCUGCGUGAUAAUGCAAGUAAAAAAUAACCCAAUCAAACAGAGAUCAAUUUUUCAUUAAAGUCAUGUGUUUCAGCAAUUUGUAUUACUUCUCAACUGAGUACUUCUCAACUCAAUAUACUCAAGUUGUAGGUAACUUUGGGCUCGUCUCCCUGCUGAGAUCUUUUUUUUUUUAUUGAAAAAUGUUUUGAUAUUUGUUUCAGUUAUGUUUAAGUAUUUUUGUCAAUAAAGUGAAUGACGCUGAUGAAA
This is a messenger RNA of Coregonus clupeaformis (lake whitefish), 5425 nucleotides long. RefSeq names its product heterogeneous nuclear ribonucleoprotein U. The record is from RefSeq and is a predicted model, not a curated record. The transcript has 14 exons. Gene Ontology annotation, molecular function: ribonucleoprotein complex binding; pre-mRNA binding; snRNA binding. NCBI's taxonomy places the organism in Eukaryota, Metazoa, Chordata, Actinopteri, Salmoniformes, Salmonidae. Gene Ontology annotation, cellular component: mitotic spindle midzone; centrosome; telomerase holoenzyme complex. Gene Ontology annotation, biological process: regulation of chromatin organization; positive regulation of transcription by RNA polymerase II; negative regulation of telomere maintenance via telomerase. Bases 321 to 2999 code for a protein of 892 amino acids.